This is a messenger RNA of Platichthys flesus (European flounder), 10049 nucleotides long. RefSeq names its product LPS-responsive vesicle trafficking, beach and anchor containing (gene lrba). The record is from RefSeq and is a predicted model, not a curated record. The transcript has 57 exons. Gene Ontology annotation, molecular function: protein kinase binding. Bases 1 to 8796 code for a protein of 2931 amino acids. Gene Ontology annotation, cellular component: cytosol; membrane. Lineage: Eukaryota; Metazoa; Chordata; Actinopteri; Pleuronectiformes; Pleuronectidae. Gene Ontology annotation, biological process: intracellular protein localization.
AUGGCUAGCGAGGAGGCGGCGGGCGCUGCUCAGCCAGGGGAUGGCAAGGACGGGAGACCGGGCGCCGUGCAGCUCAACCCCGCGGUGCCCAUCCGGGGGAUCAGGAUGAAAUUCGCCGUGCUGGCCGGCCUGGUGGAAGUUGGGGAAGUUUCCAACCGGGACAUCGUGGAGACCGUGUUCAACCUGCUGGUCGGCGGCCAGUUUGACCUGGAGAUGAACUUCAUCAUCCAGGAGCCGGACAGCAUCCUGUGCAUGGUGGAGCUGCUGGAUAAGUGUGAGCCCACCUGUCAGGCCGAGGUCUGGAGCAUCUUCACCGCCAUCCUCAAGAAGAGCGUCCGCAACCUGCAGGCGUGCACCGAUGUGGGGCUCAUCCAGCAGGUGCUUGAGCGGAUAUCCACCACAGACAGCAUGAUCGCAGACCUCCUCGUGGACAUGCUGGGCGUCCUCGCCAGCUACAGCAUCACGGUGAAGGAGCUGAAGCUGUUCUUCAGCAAGCUGCAGGGGCAGGAAGGCCAGUGGCCUCGUCACGCAGUGAAGCUUCUGUCGGUGCUGAAGUACAUGGCUCACAGAAACGGUCCCGACUCCUUCUUCAGCUUCCCAGGAAAGAAUGCAGCUGCCAUAGCUCUGCCUCCCAUCGCAAAAUGGCCGUACCAGAAUGGGUUCACAUUCCACACGUGGCUCCGCAUGGAUCCUCUCAACAACAUCAACGUAGACAAAGACAAGCCUUACCUCUACUGUUUUCGCACCAGUAAAGGCCUCGGUUACUCUGCGCACUUUGUGGGCGGCUGUUUGAUAGUGACCUCAUUAAAAACCAAGGGGAAAGGAUUCCAGCACUGUGUCAAAUACGACUUCAAACCACAGAAGUGGUACAUGGUGACUCUUGUUUACAUCUACAACCGCUGGAAAAACAGUGAGCUCAGCUGCUACGUGAACGGAGAACUGGCUUCCUUUGGAGACAUCGCCUGGUUCGUCAACACCAGUGACACGUUUGACAAGUGUUUCCUGGGAUCGUCGGAGACGGCGGAUGCCAACCGCGUGUUCUGUGGACAGAUGGGGGCAGUUUACCUGUUUGGAGAGGCUCUCAGCGCUGCUCAGAUCCUGGCCAUUUAUCAGCUGGGGCCCGGCUACCAGGGCACAUUCAAGUACAAGGCCGAGAGCGACCUGCUGUUUGCGGAGCAUCAUAAGACCUUACUGUACGACGGCAAGCUGUCCUCCAGUAUCGCCUUCACGUACAACCCUCGGGCCACAGAUGCUCAGCUCUGCCUCGAGUCCUCCCCCAAGGACAACGCCUCCAUUUUCGUCCACUCACCCCAUGCACUCAUGCUGCAGGACGUGAAGGCUGUGGUGACUCACUCAGUCCAGAGCGGCAUCCACUCUAUCGGAGGCGUGCAGGUCCUCUUCCCUCUGUUUGCACAGCUGGAUUAUCGCCAGCCGUCCAGCCAUGAGCUGGACACCUCUGUUGGCUGCACGUUGCUGUCCUUUGUGAUGGAGCUCUUGAAGAACUCGGUGGCUAUGCAAGAGCAGGUCCUGGCCUGCAAAGGCUUCCUCGUGAUUGGCUACACUUUGGAGAAGUCGUCCAAGGUGCAUGUGACGCGGCCCGUCCUGGACAUCGUGCUGGCCUUUUCCAGAUACCUUAGCAACUUGCAGAACGGCAUCUUGCUGCUGAAGCAGCUGUGUGACCACAUCCUGUUCAACCCUGUCAUCUGGAUCCAUGCCCCUGCCAAGGUGCAACUGACCCACUACACUUACCUGGCGACGGAGUUCAUCAGCACAGUGACCAUCUACAACGCCAUUCGCAGGGUGGGCACGGUGCUGCAGGUCAUGCAUACACUGAAAUACUACUACUGGGUCGUCAACCCACAGGACCGCAGCGGGGUCAUCCCCAAAGGCCUCGACGGUCCGAGGCCAAACCACAAGGAGAUCCUGUCUCUGCGAGCUUUCUUGUUGUUGUUUGUCAAACAGCUCAUAAUGAAGGACCAUGGAGUCAAAGACGACGAGCUGCAGAGUAUCCUCAACUACCUCCUAACCAUGCAUGAGGAUGAUAAUAUCAUGGAUGUGCUGCAGUUGUUGGUGGCUCUGAUGUCUGAACAGCCAGGGUCCAUGGUCCAGGCCUUCGACCAGCGCAAUGGGAUUCGUGUGGUUUACAAGCUUGUGGCCUCAAAAAGUGAAGGAAUCCGGGUGCAGGCACUCAAAGUGAUGGGCUACUUUCUAAAGCACUUGCCACCAAAGAGGAAAUCUGAGGUCAUGCUGAGUCACGGCCUCUUCUCCCUGCUCACUGAACGGCUGAUGCUGCACUGCAGCCAGUUCAGCAUGACGACCUACAACGUUCUCUUUGAGAUCCUCACCGAGCAGAUCUGCACUCAAGUGAUCCAUAAACAGCAUCCGGACCCCGACUCCACUGUGAAGAUCCUCAACCCACAGAUUCUCAAGGUAAUCGCUGCUCUACUGAAGAACUGUCCUCUGUCUCCUGAGAGCAUGGAGGUGCGCCGGCUCUUCCUGUCAGACAUGAUCAAACUGUUCAAUAACAGCCGAGAGAACCGCAGGAGCCUGCUGCAGUGCUCGGUGUGGCAGGAGUGGAUGAUCUCCCUGUGCUUCAUCAACCCGCGAAACAACGAGGAGCAGAAAAUAACGGAGAUGGUGUACGCCAUCUUCCGCAUCCUGCUUUACCACGCCAUCAAAUAUGAGUGGGGUGGCUGGCGCGUCUGGGUGGACACCCUGUCCAUCACCCACUCCAAGGUGACCUUUGAACAGCACAAGGAGAACUUGUCCCACAUGUUCCGCCAGUACCAGCAUCAGGAGUCUCUUGGCUCGGUCCGGACCAUCUCCGGUGUCAGCCAGAGCUCUGGGAACAUGGGGGGCGUUAACGGGUCGUCCGCAGUGGAGACGGCCCCCAACACCGUCAUUGAGCUCAGAGUGGGCGAGCUGUCCCAGAAGUCCCCUGAAUCAGCAUCCAGUUCCACCAUCACCUCCAGCCCACAGGAGACCGCUGAUGAAAGGGGGCAAGCAUCCAUCACGGUGUCAAACAUCCUGGCGAGGGCUGAGUCGGCUGAGGGGCCUCCCAGAGACCACUCGGGUGAUCGAGCAGAGACAGACUCUACCGUGACACCGACAAGGGCUGCAGAGGAACAGAGCGAGGAGACCAAUAAGCAGGAAGCAGCGACUGAGACGGAUCAUCUACAAGCAUCCGUCAGUGACCCGUCUGAAACGCUGGACACAAAAGCAGCGGAAGUGACCAGAGACUCUGCUGCAACUCCUGCGAGUGAUGAUGCACAAACAUCAACAGAUGGUGAAACAUGCGAGAGCAAACCCAACGAAGGAGAAUCGUCCAAGUCUGCAACGGAAGACUCUUUAAAUGAAGUGGACACGGAACCACCAGUGGUUUCAGAAGAAGAAGUGAAGACCGACCAAGCAGCUCCUCAGACUGCAGCCGGUCAGGAGAAGAGCAAUGAGGACCAGGUCGAUGUUCCAUCUGUUAGCGACCAGAUCCAAUCCAUUGUUGACGAAAGCCAAGAGGAAACUUCUUCUGCUUCUGCUGCUGCAGAGGAAGGGGAAGCAUUGAAGAAGGAGGAAGAUGCACAUGCGGAUGAUGAAGGGAAUAAAAGGGACCAGGAAGGAAAGGAGGUUAAAACGGAAGAAGAGAAAGAAGAGACGCUGAAGGUUAGUGAUGACGACAAACCUGCAGAGAGCGAAACUGAAGGGAAACCUGAUUCGGAGAGUCCGACUCCUCCGGUGGAAACACCCGGACAGAAUGUGACAGAACCAACAAGAGAAAAGGUUGAAGAUGGACAGUCUGAAACCACAACUUCAGACCAGCCGCCCUCAGACACCACACUGCCCCCUACAGCUCAGGAGGGUGCAGAACAGUCAGACCCUGCCUCACCUAGCCAGCCUUCAGAGACCAGCGGUGGAGAGGAAACCGCGUCCAGCGCCCCAGAGAGCAGCACCCCCCCCGCCGCCGCCGCCUCAGCCGCCAGCCCCGACACCCAGAAGAGCUCAGACACCGUCAGCAAGACCAAAGAGAUCAAGAUCGCCCGACUGGACGUGUCCAAUGUGGCCUUAGACACCGAGAGACUUGAACUGAAGGAGACCUCCAUAACAGAGACGAGCCAAGGCCAGUCGACCACAGCAACGGCAUCAGCAGGAAGCUCUUCCAGUCAGCCGAGGGAGGGCGGCGCCUCGGCCCCGCGCUCCACCAUGUUUCGCAUCCCCGAGUUCCGAUGGUCCCACAUGCACCAGCGCCUCCUCACCGACCUGCUGUUCUCCAUCGAGACGGAGGUCCAGAUGUGGAGGAGUCACUCCACGAAGACGAUCCUGGACUUCGUGAACAGCAGUGAGAACGUGGUGUUUGUCCACAACAGCAUACACCUCAUCUCCCAGGUGGUGGACAACCUGGUGAUGGCGUGCGGAGGCAUUUUGCCUCUGCUCUCUGCUGCCACCUCCUCCUCUCAUGAGCUGGAGAACAUUGAACCUUCUCAAGGCCUGACGCUGGAGGCCUCCGUCACCUUCCUGCAGCGCCUCAUCAACCUCGUGGACGUGCUCAUCUUCGCCAGCGCCCUCAACUUCACGGAGAUCGAAGCAGAGAAGAACAUGUCGUCCGGAGGCCUCCUUCGACAGUGCCUUCGCCUCGUGUGUGCAAUGGCAGUGAGAAACUGUCUGGAGUGUCAGCAAGCCCAGUUCAAGCAAGGCUCCGAAGGCCCAGUCCGCAGCGGCUCGCAGAGCACUGGGCUCGGAGCGUCUGCCCAGAGUCCUGUUGAUGCAGUGACAGGUGGAAUGUCUCCAAUCAGAGAUCUGGACCGGCUGCUCCAGGACAUGGACAUCAACCGCCUCCGGGCCGUCGUCUUCAGGGAUAUUGAGGACAGUAAGCAGGCUCAGUUUCUGGCUCUGGCCGUGGUGUACUUCAUCUCGGUCCUCAUGGUGUCCAAGUACCGGGACAUCCUGGAGCCGCACAAUGAUAAGAAACAUCCCCAGAGAUCCCAGUCUGCCAGGAGCACAGAAAGCGGCGGCCUCUCUGGUGGACUGGAGGUAGAGAACGGCGUCUCCCUCCGGCGGUACGACUCUGGCAUCGGCGACGACCACACCUCGACCGCGGCGAGCGAGGCCGACCUGUCGUCCUCCGGCAUGACCCACGGGCCCGACGCCAUCUCCGAGGCCUUGUCCACGCUGUCGUCCGAGGUGCGACCCGCUCUGCCCUCUGAUUCGAAGGGCAAGAAUGUGAAAGACAUCCUGCGCAGCCUCGUGAGCGCCCCGUCCGACGACAUCAUGGUGGACCCGAGUCUGCUGCCACCGGCCUUUCUGGGGAGUGUGAGCGAUUUGGCCAGAAAGUCCUCACUGCAGACCCACUCCUUUGAUAGAAGUGUCGUCGUCGCACCCAAGAAAGCCGGCACGGCGCCAUCUCCAGGCAGCUCCACCCCCGUCCCAGCAGCCACCGCUGCCUCGGUGUCCGCCGGGACACCUAUUGACCGUGUCGCUGUGGUAUCUGCCGGCGAUACCUCGGAGAGCAUCUCUGCAGACCCUGCAGCUUCAGGCGGCCAGGUUCCAGCCAGCGCUAGCCUGCCAUCUGUCCCCCCACUCUCCCCUGUGACCCAGAACACAGCCCCCAAUAUGAGUAUCUCGGAGCGUCUGGAGAGCGCUCUGGAGAAGGCGGCUCCUCUGCUGAGAGAGAUCUUCGUGGACUUUGCCCCCUUCCUCUCUCGGACCCUGCUGGGCAGCCACGGACAGGAGCUCCUGAUUGAGGGCACAAGUCUGAUGUGUAUGAAGUCCAGCAGCUCAGUGGUGGAGCUCGUCAUGCUUCUGUGUUCACAGGAAUGGCAGAACUCCAUCCAGAAGAACGCAGGCCUCGCCUUCAUCGAGCUGGUCAACGAAGGCAGACUGCUGAGUCACACCAUGAAGGACCACCUGGUGCGUGUGGCUAAUGAAGCUGAAUUCAUCCUGAGUCGACAGAGAGCGGAAGACAUCCACAAGCAUGCCGAGUUUGAGUCCAACUGUGCUCAGUACGCAGCCGAGAAGCGAGAUGAGGAGAAGAUGUGUGACCACCUGAUCCGGGCGGCUAAGUACCGCGACCACGUGACGGCCACGCAGCUCAUCCAGAAGAUAGUCAACAUCCUGACUGACAAGCACGGGGCCUGGGGAAACUCCUCCAUCAGCCGGCCGAGGGAGUUCUGGCGCCUGGACUACUGGGAGGACGAUUUAAGGCGGCGGCGGCGCUUCAUCAGGAACCCCUUCGGAUCCAACCACUCGGAGGCGACGCUCAAAGCCGCCGCCGAACAUGUGGCUGAUAUCAGUGCACCCGAGGAGGAUAUUCUCAAAGGCAAGCAGUCCAUCAGAACUCACGCUCUGGGACAUCAGAACUCAGAGAGUGAGAUGUCGCUCGACGGAGACGAUGACACUCUGUCCAGCCUGGACGAGAAGGACCUGGAGAAUUUGGCAGGCUCAGUAAACUUGAGCACCGGCGCUCAGCUGGUGGCUCCGGCCGCGGUGGUGAAAGGCACCCUGUCCAUCACCGCCUCCGAGCUCUACUUCGAGGUGGAGGAGGACGACCCCAGCUUCAAGGCCAUCGAUCCUAAGAUUCUAGCCUACACAGAAGGUCUUCAUGGAAAAUGGCUGUUCACAGAGAUCCGGGCUAUCUUUUCCAGACGCUACCUACUUCAAAAUACUGCCCUGGAGAUCUUCAUGGCCAACAGAACUGCAGUCAUGCUCAACUUCCCGGAUGCUGCCACCGUGAAGAAGGUGGUCAACAGUCUUCCUCGUGUUGGGGUGGGCACGAACUUCGGCCUUCCCCAGACCAGGCGAAUCUCCCUGGCGACACCGAAGCAGCUUUUCAAAGCGUCCAACAUGACCCAGCGCUGGCAACGUCGGGAGAUCUCCAACUUUGAGUACCUCAUCUUCCUCAACACCAUCUCCGGUCGCACCUUUAAUGACUUGAACCAGUACCCGGUCUUCCCGUGGGUUAUCACCAACUAUGACUCCGAAGAACUUGACCUCACGCUGCCCAGCAACUUCAGAGAUCUGUCUAAGCCCAUCGGUGCACUGAAUCCCAAACGGGCGGCCUUCUUCUCAGACAGAUACGAGUCCUGGGAGGAUGAUCAGGUGCCAAAGUUCCACUAUGGCACCCACUACUCCACCUCCAGCUUCACCAUGAUGUGGCUGCUACGUAUGGAACCCUUCACCACGUUCUUCCUCAACUUCCAAGGAGGAAAGUUCGACCACGCCGAUCGCACCUUCUCAUCUGUGGCGCGGGCCUGGAGGAACUGCCAGAGGGACACAUCUGACGUUAAGGAGCUGAUCCCAGAAUUCUACUACCUCCCCGAGAUGUUUGUCAACUCCAACAGCUACAACCUGGGAGUGAUGGAGGAAGGCAGCGUGGUCUCUGACGUGGAGCUGCCGCCCUGGGCCAAGAGUCCUGAGGAGUUUGUUCGAAUCAAUCGGCUGGCUCUGGAGAGCGAGUUCGUGUCCUGCCAGCUCCACCAGUGGAUCGAUCUGAUCUUCGGCUACAAGCAGCAGGGCCCCGAGGCCACAAGGGCCCUGAAUGUGUUCUACUAUCUGACCUAUGAGGGCGCAGUCAACCUCAACUCCUUCAACGACCCCAUGCUCAGAGAGGCUGUGGAGUCUCAAAUUAGGAGUUUUGGACAGACCCCCUGCCAGUUGCUCAUCGAACCACACCCACCCAGAAGCUCAGCCAUGCAAGUGACGCCGCUGAUGUUCACGGAGCAGAUGCAGCAGGACGUUAUCAUGGUGUUGAAGUUCCCGUCAAACUCGCCCGUGACCCACGUGGCGGCCAACACGCAGCCGGGCCUGACCUCGCCCGCCAUCAUCACUGUCACCGCCAACCGCAUCUUUGCAGUCAACAAAUGGCACGGCUUGGCAGGUCAUCAGAGCUCCACGGUGCAGGACCAGCAGUACCAACUUCCUGUGGAGAUUGACCCGCUCAUAGCCAAUAACGUGGGCAGUCACCGGCGUCAGAUCUCAGACCUGCUGGACCAGAGCAUCCAGAUCAGCUCGCAGUGUUUCAUCAUCACGGCCGACAACCGCUUCAUCCUCCUGUGUGGCUUCUGGGACAAGAGCUUCAGGGUCUACUCCACUGACUCAGGCAAACUGACUCAGAUCGUGUUCGGGCACCGCGACGUGGUGACGUGUCUGGCUCGCUCCGAGUCCUACAUCGGGGGAGACUGCUACGUCCUGUCGGGCUCCAGGGACGCCACCCUGCUGCUGUGGUACUGGAACGGAAAGCACAGCAGCAUCGGAGAGACCCUCGGCACAGAGUUCACCACACCGCGGGCCAUCCUGACGGGCCACGACUGUGAGGUGACGUGUGCCAGCGUGUGUGCCGAGCUGGGCGUCGUCAUCAGCGGCUGCAAAGAGGGCCCUUGUCUGAUCCAUUCCAUGAAUGGGGACCUGCUGAGGACCCUGGAGGUCCCGGAGCGGUGCACGCGGCCCCGCCUCAUCCAGUCCUCCACCGAGGGACACUGCAUGGUCUACUACGACAAGGGACAGUUCUGUCUCUUCAGUGUCAACGGCAAACUGCUGGGACACAUGGAGGUGGAGGACAGCAUCAAGGCCAUGCUCCUCAGUCGUGACGGCCAGUACCUGCUGACAGGCGGAGACGGGGGGAUCGUUUCUGUCUGGCAGGUUCACAACCUCAAGCAGCUGUUCUCGUACCCGGGCUGUGACGCAGGAAUCCGCUCCAUGGCCAUCUCACAAGACCAAAGGUGCAUCAUCACUGGGAUGGCGUCGGGAAGCAUCGUGCUCUUCUACAACGACUUCAACCGGUGGCACCACGAGUACCAGACCCGGUACUGAGCUCCACACUGGACUGACAAAGUGGGACACUGACGUUGAUCCAGACCGAGUGAAUCCGCGACAAGUGUUUCCUGUUCUCCUGAAUGUAUCUCAUAGAGGGAAAAGAAAAACUACAACCUGUCCUGCUAUAGUAAAAGAAUCAAACUAUUUUUUAAAAAGGGCAUUACUAUAUUUUGUAGAUCUGAUAGAAACUUUUCAUAUAAAUCAUAUGGUAGGGGGGAGGGGUGGUUACGUUACUGUGCGGUUAAAAAAAGGCAAAAUCUAUUUUUAGCUGUAAAAGUCUAUUUUCAUCUCCUCCGGAAAAGAAAAAGGAAAAAAGGGGGAUUGUGUGAAAACGUUUUCUCUUGACUUAAAAAUCCAAAUAUUUGUGUACUUUAGGGUGAGUGAUUUUUGUUUUCUCUUUCUGUAGGUGUGUAUGUGGGAACUAACUAUAAGUAAUCAUUCACUUUUACCAACACAGGCGCUAGAUAGGAAAAUGUUUGAAUAAAUAAUACAUGUAUCGCAGAGAAGGAUAAAAGAAGAGGGAAUAUACAUAUAUAUAAAUUAUACUGUUUAAAUGUUAGUCUUUCAUAUUUAAGAAAAGAAAAUGUCCAUGUGUACGUCUGCAUUUCCUGUGCAUGGCUCAUUCCUCUGACACAACAUAUCAGCAGAUCUGUCACAUUAUCAUUUAACACUUAAAAGGAAAAAAAGAAUCAACCACUUCCCUGCAUCAAAAAAAGAGCUUUACCCAGAGGAGGACUUUUAUUGCUACGAUCUUCUCCUAAUUGACUGAAUAAGCAAAGUGUGAGUCGCUCUUUUCCCCGAAACAGAUUAAUCUCAUCAUGUCGUUAUGACCUUCUUUUGCUUUUUGGCUAAAUAAAUGAAAUCCCGUCACACGUCAGCUCCACAUCUUCAGAGUCCUCGCUGAGCCUCGUCUCCGCAGCAGCUCGACACUAAGCGAGAGGUGAAGUGAAGGACCUCCUGCGUCUCACUCUUUUGUCUUCAUCCAUCGCACACACCGGGAUGAGUGAUUGUGUUAAGAUGUGGUUCAGCACUAAAAUGACAAAUUGUUCAUUUGGACCUCGGUUGAAACAAACGUCCACUCGUGUCUUUUGAAUUAUGACUUUUCUUUUGAGGAUGCAUUCCUUUUGAUGUGGUUUGAAUCUACAACUCUGAGAAAACUACUGUUUAUCUAUCAGCCGAUAUUUUUGCAAUCAUUUUGGAGUGUUUUGUGUGACGAGUUCUGACAAUAAAACCCAAUUUUAUAACUUGAA